Messenger RNA from Malania oleifera, 2425 nucleotides. RefSeq names its product peptidyl-prolyl cis-trans isomerase PASTICCINO1. Gene Ontology annotation, biological process: protein peptidyl-prolyl isomerization. The record is from RefSeq and is a predicted model, not a curated record. Bases 268 to 2127 code for a protein of 619 amino acids. NCBI's taxonomy places the organism in Eukaryota, Viridiplantae, Streptophyta, Magnoliopsida, Santalales, Ximeniaceae. Gene Ontology annotation, cellular component: cytoplasm. Gene Ontology annotation, molecular function: peptidyl-prolyl cis-trans isomerase activity; protein binding. The transcript has 21 exons.
UGGAGCAAGGAAGCCUAGUUUAAGGAUUUCAUUACUGUUUAUUAUCGCAUUUAUUUCAUUAACUAAGAAAAGAAAAGAAACAGGUCCGUGCUCCGAUCUCCGCUCCAAGCCUACUGAGCUGAGAGAGUCGACUGCUCUUCAAUCAUCAGUCUCGAAUCGUCUAAACUACUCCUCUUGCUAUAGGGAGAAUUCUUCUAAAUUUCAGGUUUGACUUUGCAUUAUUUGAAUUUUAGCUGUUCGCGAAUUCUCCAGAGAAUUUGUUCGGCAAUGGAUGUGGAUGAAGAUGCCGAGCAGGAAUUUGUACCGCCCAAGAAGAAAACAACCUCUGAUGAAGAAAAGAGGAAGAAGAAGAUUGUGCCUGGAAGUUUGAUGAAAGCAUUGCUGAGGCCCGGAGGAGGUGACUCGAGACCUGGGGAUGGUGAUCAGGUCAUAUUUCAUUGCACUGUUCGAACAUUAGAUGGAGUUCUUGUUGAGUCUACCAGAUCAGAAUAUGGAGGCAGCGGUACCCCUAUAAGGCGUGUUUUGGGUAAAAGCAAGAUGAUCUUGGGAUUGUUGGAAGGAAUUCCCACAAUGUUGAAGGGUGAAGUAGCAAUGUUCAAAAUGAAAUCUGAAUUGCACUAUGGUGAGGCUGAUUGUCCCGUGAUGGCUUCUGAUAGCUUUCCAAAGGAUGACGAACUUCAUUUUGAGAUUGAGAUGAUAGAUUUCCAUAAAGUCAAGGUUAUCAGUAAUGAUAUGGGGGUUGUGAAAAAGGUAAUAACUGGAGGAGAGGGCUGGGAAUCGCCAAGGGAACCUUAUGAAGUAAAAGCUAGGAUUUCUGCGAAGGCAGGUGAUGGAAAAUUGAUUUUGUCGCACACCCAGAGAGAACCAUUUUUCUUUACAUUUGGGAAAUCUGAGGUGCCUAAAGGUCUUGAGAUGGGAAUAGGAACAAUGGCACGAGGAGAGAGGGCAGUAUUGUAUAUUACCAGUCAGUACUUAACUCAGUCUCCUUUCAUGCGUGCCAUAGGAGCUGAAGAAGUUCAUUUUGAAGUGGAGCUUGUCCAUUUUAUUCAGGUCCGGGAUGUACUGGGUGAUGGGCGCCUAAUAAAACGCCGCAUCCAUGAUGGAAGAGGUGAGUUUCCUAUGGAUUGCCCCCUUCAAGAUAGUCUGCUGCACGUCCACUACAAGGGCAUGCUACUUAAUGAUGAAAAAACAGUCUUCUAUGAUACGCAAAUCAAUAACAAUGGUCAACCUUUGGAGUUCAGUUCUGGAGAGGGGCUUGUCCCUGAGGGGUUUGAAAUGUGUGUUCGUUUGAUGCUUCCUGGAGAGAGAGCUCUUGUAACAUGCCCUCCUGAUUAUGCAUAUGACAAGUUUCCAAGGCCAAGUAAUGUUCCUGAAGGUGCUCAUAUUCAAUGGGAAAUUGAGCUUGUUGACUUUGAGAUGCCAAAGGACUGGACGGGUUUGAACUUCAAAAGCAUAAUGGAUGAAGCAGAGAAGAUACGAUGCACGGGUAAUAGGCUCUUCAAAGAAGGGAAAUUUGAACUUGCCAAGGCUAAAUAUGAGAAGGUACUUCGGGAUUAUAAUCAUGUCAAUCCACAAGAUGAUGAGGAAGGCAAAGAAUUCGUAGAUUCAAGAAAUUCUUUACACCUGAAUGUGGCUGCUUGCUACCUCAAAAUGGGAGAGUGCAAAAAAUCUAUUGAAGCUUGUAAUAAGGUGUUGGAUGUUAAUCCUGCACAUGUGAAAGCGCUGUAUAGGCGUGGAAUGACUCACAUGGCAGCUGGUGAUUUUGAUGAAGCAAGAAGUGAUUUUAAAAUGAUGAUUAGCAUGGACAAGUCAUCUGAACCUGAUGCCACAGCAGCCCUUCUUAAACUAAAGCAAAAGGAGGAGCAAGUUGAAAAGAAAGCUCGGAAACAGUUUAAAGGAAUGUUUGACAAGAAGCCAGGGGAAAUUGCUGAUGCUGGAACAGCUGAUAAGGAAGGAAAUCAGAUUGCUAGUGAAAAUCAGAAGGAUAGUGAUCAUGAGGAUUCAGAGAAGUUGGAUGAGUUAGACGAAGCUGCAGCAGCUCCACCUCGAAUAGGGCUGUUCCACUUUUGGUCUGCUGGUAGAAGAUUUCUUAUGGGUCUGGGCCUACAAAGAUGCACCAUAUUAUAAUUUUUUUUUUUGGGUAAUAAUAUAUUAUACAAAACUUGAGCAUCAUUUUCCCUUUCUUUCCCCAUUAGUAGCCUGAGUUGAGAUAGUUCAUCUUACUGGAUAAAUUUUGCUUGGAAAGAAUUUAAGGGUAAGGCUAAAGAGUGUAUUGUUUAUCAUAGAAAGUACAACAGUUAAAAAGUUCUAACGGGAAAUCAAAAAAGUUUCCUGUAGCACCUUGCAGACUGUAUUUUAAUAUGCAAAACAGAGUAAAUAGGAUGUUUGACUGGCAGUUAGCGGCAUUGCCAUUUGAUGACUUCAA